Panicum virgatum (switchgrass) is the source of this 3447-nucleotide messenger RNA. Its product is annotated as proline-rich receptor-like protein kinase PERK2. NCBI's taxonomy places the organism in Eukaryota, Viridiplantae, Streptophyta, Magnoliopsida, Poales, Poaceae. The transcript is spliced from 4 exons. The coding region runs from base 1 to 666 and encodes 221 amino acids. The record is from RefSeq and is a predicted model, not a curated record.
AUGGCGUGGCAACUAAACACGGCCUUAAUUGGAACGGUCCCCAUUCCCCACUGCCCCACCCACCCACGCCUCCUCCGGUCCUUACCCAUUCCCCUGCCCUCUUCCUCGGUAGAUCUGCUGCCGCCGCACCCAAGGGCCCGCGCCCCUCCAUGCCCGAGCUGCCAUAGGCCCCCGCCGUCCGUCGCCGCGACGACGGCACCGCAGCUCCUCGCCUCCAUCGCCGAGGCCAUCUGCGGAGAGGACCGCACCGCCGACCUCCAUGAGGACCUCCUCGCCUCGUCUUCGGCGUGCUCGACUUCGGCGACCGCAAGCACUGCUCCCUCGUCUGCAGCCACUGGCUCGUCGCCGAGGCCUCCUCCCGCGCUCUGGCUUGCGCUCGAAGCCCGGAGCUGCUGCACUGACGACGAAGCUUCCCCCUCUCCCCGCCUUCUUCCUCUGCGGUGGUGCAAGCUUGCGCGGGGAUGCGGCGGCGCAGCGCAGCCCCUCCUCCCGUCCUCCACGCCGCCGCAUCGUCCUCCUCCUCGAUUUGGCUCUGUCCCCGCGAGAUGGCUAUACCAAAUGAAAGAAAAGGGAAAGAUUCUGAGCUUAUGGCUGGAGACUGUAGUAUACGAAAAGUUCAAGGAAAACGCGAUUAUGGUGACAUGCUACAUAUCCCAAAUACCAUGAUGCACAAUAUGUGAUGAUCAUACGUAUCUUCUUUCUGUUUCAUGUGAUUCAGGGAAGCUUCAAGGAAGUUGUUUCUAAUUGGUGUUGAAUUGGCUUCUUAGAUAAGACGAUAGCAAACUUGGAGACAGAACUCUCUGCUGCAAGGACUCUACAAGAUUGUUUUUCUCAAUGGAUCUCCAAUGUCAAAAGAGUACAAGGCUUCAGAGUCUACCGGUAGGCGCAAGUACCUUAUGGUGAUAGGUAUCAAUACUGCUUGUUGCUUCUAAGCAACUGUUUUAUUACAAACAGGCAUUAAUCUGCUCUUAGAUAGGCAAUAAUUUGUUAUUAAUUAGGCAAAGUACUAUCUCAAAAAGGGGAUAACAAGGAGGGGGGAAGGAUGGCUGAAUUGGUUUGCUAUGAUUUCUAAAAUGUGCAAAAGGCAUUCAAUCCAUGGUUUAAUCUGCUCAAUUAGGUUUUAGAGGUGAUCAUUGUUAGGGAUAUUUUUUACGCUCAUUUUAUAAGAUGUGCUGAUAGUACAUGAACAUGGGGAAUCUGAACUGUGUUAUUGGUAUUAUUUUGAUAAUCUAGCAAAUAUAAGUGUUAGGGAAUUUUAUAACUGAACAUUUCAGUUUUGUAAGAUAAGCAGUUACAUUUUUUUGCAUAAAGCAUCCAGUUUGUCAGUGAUUGAAAUGAUCCAUCAAUGAUUUUCUGCAUCUAAUUAUCCAUUUCUUCUUAGUUUGGGUUAUUAGUUAGGCAAAGUACAAUUUUUCAGUUAGGCAAUAUAUUGUACAUAGGUAAAGUAUUGUUAUUAGUUAGGCAAAGUACUAUUAUUAGUUAGGCAAAGUACUGCUAUUAGUUAGCCAAAGUUUUAUUAUUGGUUAGGCAUUUUUUGUAAACCAGCUUGGUGGCUUGACUAAGCAAGUGCAAAACUACAUACCGGAUGUCUGCAACCCACAAACCUCUCUACUAGCAUUAUCAAACGCAUUUUAACAAAUUUUAGUAGGCAUUCAAAUGCUAUUUAGAUAGCAUUUUAAAUAUUCAGUUCAAGCAUUUUUCAUAAGUCUCAUGUGAUACUCUUUUUGUCUAGAACCAAGUCUUUUACAUCAUUUUUUGCUUUUCAUCACUGCCUUUUGAUUUUAAGUCUUUACUAAAAAUUACCAAGCAACAUUAUGAACUGGUUAUUUUUAGGCCUUUUCCUCCAAAAUAUUUUUUUGGUUGAUAUCAUUCUUUGCUUUUAUCACUGCCUUUCGAUCCUUUUUAGUAAUUCUAUAGCAUCAGCAUGAGAUCUUUCUUUUGUGUGUGUUAUGUUAGUGUUGUUCCAUUAUUUUCUCUCACUGAUAGAUCCUUGAUGUUCAUAUCAUAGUUGGAAAUUAGGCAAAAUGAUGUAAUUCAUUAUGCAAUAAUAUGGUACUAAAUUAGGCAAACAAAUACUUUAGUGGGCAAUAAUAUGGUUCUCAAUUAGCAAUAAUACACAUGUGUUUUUAUAUUAGCAAUUUUGUGCUUUUCAUCAGGCAACAAUGUGGUUAGAACCAGGCAAAAUAAUGCAAUGCAAUAGUCAUUUUUGAACUUUUUCAUCAGUAAAAAGGUGCUUAGAACUAUGCUAAAAUGCAAUCUAGUAGGUAUGUUUCUUCACUUUUUCAUCAGGCAAUACCAUAGUUACAUUGAAGCAAAACAAUUUAACUCAUUAGGCACUUUUACCAUUUUUUUGCACUAUUAGUUCUCUAAUCCAGCAAAUUAUUCAGCAGUGAGAGGGACGACCCAGAUCAGGUUAUAUGGUAGUAGAUAUUGGGCACUUCAACCCAUUAAGAAAGGGAAGGAAUGCCAUGUGCAGACUGUGUGGCAGUACAUAUUGACUGCAUCCCAAUGUCAUCUUCAUUUAGGUGGGUGAUUUUUGGGCUUUUUGAUUUAGUUGCUCUUCCUUUGUCCGGGGUUUAAUCUGAGGUGGGUGGGUGGUGUAUUCAUGCUGCAGUUAAUUUGGGUUUCACGAAUGGAGCUUCAGUUUUGUUCCCGAAUUUGGGUUUUAGGAAUGGAGCUUCAGUUUCGUUCCUGAAUGUGAAAUAGUUGUCUCCUGAUUUUAUAUCAUCAUAAGCAUUUCAAUACUUUGCAAUAGACAUUUUUGUCAAAUAGUAGAAGCAUUUUCAGUACUUUCAUAUAGAGAACUAUAUGACUUACAAGAAGAAUUUCAUUACUUUCUAGUAGGCAAAUACAUCAACUACGAGAAGCAUUUCAGUACUUUGCAGUAGGGAAAUACAUCAAUAUUAGAAGUAUUUUCAGAACUAGGCCAUAAUAUAGUUUAGCAUUUGUGUUCUAAUCUAUCAUUUUUUAUGUUCAGAUUACCUGCCAUCUUUUAUUUCUACUGAUUCAAUUCCUGCUCCAUUCUAGAUUCUAGAGGAGGCUUGAAGACUUGUUUUCUAUAGUUUACAUGACAGUCCAUUCAUGGUUCAAAAUGCAUUAUUUUCUGCAUGCAAGUUUUCUCAUCGAAUCGGCAAUGUAAUAUGCUUUUCAGCUUGGUGUUUGGUGGCAUAAAAGUUCAUGAGAUGACAAUCAGCAACAGUUUUAGUUGCAGCUCAACCCCAUUUUAAAUUCAUGAGCAGCUUGGUAGGAGUUUGUUGUAGCUCUAAUCUUUUGUUUCGUCAGUGUGAGCAAUUAGGUAAUCACAUGUAUGUUGGCAGUUUUCAAAUUUUGUUAAGGCUUAGAAUUUAGAUGGAUGAAAAUGCAUUUGUAUAUGUUCUAAUUUGCUUAUUGUUUUUCAAAGAUUUGCUUAUCAGAGAGUAAAUUUGAGAUCUGUAUAUUUAUUUUGCA